This is a messenger RNA of Juglans regia (Persian walnut), 1484 nucleotides long. RefSeq names its product rhodanese-like domain-containing protein 4A, chloroplastic. Bases 49 to 1050 code for a protein of 333 amino acids. The transcript is spliced from 4 exons. The record is from RefSeq and is a predicted model, not a curated record. NCBI's taxonomy places the organism in Eukaryota, Viridiplantae, Streptophyta, Magnoliopsida, Fagales, Juglandaceae.
GCCACGCUUCCCUUCUCUCUCUCUCUCUCUCUCCCUCUCUCCAUCCAAAUGGUUAUCAUGGAGUCUCUUACCAUGGUCCUCUCCUCUUGUCCACUCGACCUCAAAACCCAGAAUCCGGUCAUCUCUAAACCCAUAUCUACUCGUCCAAACUCUACUCCCACCCUCAUUUUCAGUUCUCAUCAAACCAAACUCACCUCCACCUUUAAAUUACCUUUCCAAAACUGUCCUAUCCUUAUCCAAGCCUCUCCCUUGUUUCAAAAUCUAACGAAGAGUCGACUCUCUUUCACUCUAUUCAACCUUCUCACUUCUCUUCCUUGCUUUGCUUCUGAAGCUGUUGUCACCUCCCCGGACCAAGUCUCGGACAAAAUCAACCUGGAGUCGGUCUUACUUGCCAUCGAUGAUUUUUUCAACAGAAACCCAUUUUUUGUUGCUGGGUGUACAUUCAUUUGGUUGGUUGUCAUACCUCUAACUGAGGAGUACUUGAGAAAAUACAAAUUCAUCUCUGCCAUUGAUGCGUUUAGAAAACUCCGGGACGACCCCAAUGCGCAGCUCUUGGAUAUUAGGAAAAAGAAGAGUUUGAAGUACUUGAAGUCUCCAAAUUUGAAGAUUCUUAAUAAGGACGUGCUGCAGGUUCAGUAUCAUGAGGGAGAUGAAGAUGAGUUUGUGAAGAAGGUCUUGGAAAGCUUUGGGGACCCCGCAAGUACUGUGGUCUGUGUUCUCGACAAUUUUGAUGGUAAUGCCAUGAAAGUGGCCGAAUUAUUAUUCAAGAAUGGUUUCAAAGAGGCAUAUGCAAUCAGGGGCGGGGUCAGAGGUGAAAAGGGGGGGUUGGCAAUACAGGAUUCUCUUUUGCCACCGUCUGUGCAUAUCUAUCGCAAGAAGAAAGUUAAAAAUUCUCAACAACUUCGGAUGAAUGGAGGAGUUAUUCAGCAAACUGAAGAUAGGAAUGAUGCUACCUCUUCCGAUAAUCUCUCUCUUGGAGAAAAAUGGAAAAUUGAUGAUCAUCUAAACAAGUCAACAGAAUCAAUACCAGACAUCAAAAGUGGUUCUUGAUUACCUCUCCCUACAUUAAUUACCAGAGCCUGACUAAAAUCACCAUUUUCGGUCUCCUUUAGAGCCUCAAAAGCGAUGCUGUAUGUCUCAAGUGGCAACCCCCUGUUGGGUCGAAGGUCGUUUUAUUUUUUGAGGCAACCCAUGCUGGGCGAAGUGCAAGCGGAAACAUUCUUAAAACUCCAAAGAUGUAACCAUAUGGUUUAAUUUUCUUUGAAAAAUUAGAACAACUUUUCACCAAUUAACUGCAAAGAAAAGAGUCUUUCUUCACUUUCCUUUUUCUUCCAUAAAUUUUUAUGCGUUUGCAAAGGAACUCUCUGAAUUUUUAAAGAACCUGUCGUUUCAAUGUAUCUAUGCUUUAAUGGGAUUACUGGAGGAGGCCUAUUCGGCUAAAUUGUUGGUCCAAAUAUAUUUUCUCUUGGGGGUCCAUUUGAUGA